AUGAUGCUGGCGGCGAACCUGCACGCGCCUGAGAUAGCCGGCCAGCAUCUACCUGCGAUCUUCGAACACAGCAGCGAGGGUCUCAUCUACGCCAUCGUGCGCGUGACGGACGCAGACGAGGGACAGCACGGCGAGAUCGCCUCCCUGGAGAUCAUCAACGGUGACCCGGACAGGAACUUUGUGAUCCGACCAGGCACGCAGCCGGGAGAGUACAACAUACAGGUGGCGCGCACGCUCGACAGGGAAGCCAUGCCAUUCGGUUACAACCUCACGCUGCUGGCGACGGAUCGCGGCUACCCACCCAGGAGCGGCACCGCCACCGUGCGCGUCGCCGUCGGCGACUACAACGACAACGCGCCCGCGUUCGUGACCGCCGACGGGGCGCCGACGGUCGCCGUCGAAGUGUCGGUCGUCGAGGACGCGGCUGCGGGGGCGCCGGUGUACACGGCGCGCGCGCUCGACGCGGACGCCGGCGAGAACGGCUACGUCUCCUACGCUCUCGCCGAUUCCGACUCGGAUUCCGACGUCCCGUUCGCGAUCGAUCACUUCACGGGCGUCCUGCGCACGACGGGGCGGCUCGACUACGAGGCGGGGCGGCGGACGUACGCGCUGCGCGUGCGCGCGUCCGACUGGGGCCGGCCGUACCGCCGGGAAGCCGAGAUCAACGUGACGGUGCGAGUGCGCGACGUUAACGACCACGCGCCGCGAUUCGAGCGCACCCGCUGCUCCGGAUACGUGCUGCGCUCGGCGCCCCCUGGCGCCGCCGUCGUCGCCAUGACGGCGAUCGACUUCGACGCCGGCGACGCGGUGAGCUACGCCGUCGCCGGCGGCAACGACGACGGGCUGUUUGUCAUCGACGCGCGCACGGGGGUCGUGAGCGUGAACGCGAGCCUGGAGGGGGCGCCGGCGUCGCGGGCGCUGCGCGUGGUCGCGUCGGACGGCGAGCGCGCGUCGGCGGCGGAGACGGUGGAGGUGGCGAUCGUGAGGAGCGACCCGAGCCACGCGCUCGCGGGCGGGCACGCCGCGGUGGCGUGCGACGACGCGGGGGUCCGCGCCGAGCUGACGGCGACGGCGGCGGCCUCGCGCCGCGCCAACGCCCCCGCGCCCGCCGCCGCGCCGCUCCCCGACCGCUACACGAUCAACCGCAACGCGCCCGCGUUCAAAUCCGACGUCAGCUCCAGCGUGUCCGUGUCGGAAGGAGUCGCCGUCGGCGCGAAGAUCAUGGACGUGUCGGCGAUCGACAACGACCUCGGCUACAACGGCAAGCUCGUGUACGCGAUCGCCGCCGGCAACGACGACGGAUGCUUCGACGUCGCCGCGGAGACGGGCAUCCUCGAGGUGCGCGCGCCGCUCGACCGCGAGAGGGCGCCGGCGUACGCGCUCGUCGUCGCCGCGUGCGACCUGGGGUCGCCGGCGCGGUGCGCGCGCGCGGAGAUAGCCGUCGCCGUCAUGGACGUGAACGACAACGCGCCGCGGUUCCGCCGCCGCGUCUACGCGGCCGUCAUCGCCGAGAACGUCGUCAACGGAACUGCCAUCACGCGCGUUGCCGCCGACGACGCGGACGCCGGCAAGAACGCGGACGUCUCGUACUCCUUCCCCGACGAUUCCCCGGAUUUCUCCGUGGACGCGCGCACGGGAGAGGUGCGCGUGAGGCGGCCGCUGGACCGGGAGCGCACGCCGCGAUACGAGCUUCGCGUGCGAGCGACCGACGGCUCGGAGACGAACCCGCUCGCCGGCGAUUCGCUCGUCGUCGUGACGCUGAUCGACGUCAACGACAACGCGCCGCGGUUCGAGCGCGCGGCGUACGCGGCGACGGUGCGCGAGGACGCGCCGCGGGGAGCCGUCGUGACCUCGGCGGUCGCGCGUGACCCCGACGCGGGCGACCACGGCAGCGUGCGAUACUCCCUCGCCGCGUCCCUGCCCGACGCAGCCUCCGCCGCCGACGACUUUGCGAUCGACGCCGAGACCGGGACGAUACGCGUGCGGCGAGCUCUCGAUUUCGAGCGCGCGCAGAUCUACAACCUGACUGCGUGCGCGGCCGACAGGGGGCGCCCGCCGCUGCGCGCUUGCGUCGGGGUCGUCGUCGAGGUCGCCGACGUCAACGAGAACUACCACGCGCCGCGAUUCGACGACUUCGCGCUCGCGGGGUCGGUGCGCGAGAGCGAGCCGGCGGGUACCGUGGUGAUGGUCGUCACGGCGACAGAUGAGGACGCUCCACAUGACAGAAGCGCGGUGGUGUACUCGCUGCGCGACGGCAGCGGACUGGGACGCUUCUCCAUAGACAGCAAAG
Molecule: messenger RNA, 2290 nt
Organism: Priapulus caudatus
Lineage: Eukaryota; Metazoa; Priapulida; Priapulimorpha; Priapulimorphida; Priapulidae
Product: fat-like cadherin-related tumor suppressor homolog
Exons: 4
Biological process (GO): multicellular organism development; calcium-dependent cell-cell adhesion; adherens junction organization
Cellular component (GO): catenin complex; plasma membrane; adherens junction
Molecular function (GO): cadherin binding; calcium ion binding
Source: RefSeq, a predicted model, not a curated record